This is a messenger RNA of Podarcis raffonei (Aeolian wall lizard), 3928 nucleotides long. RefSeq names its product XK related 8 (gene XKR8). The coding region runs from base 853 to 2139 and encodes 428 amino acids. The record is from RefSeq and is a predicted model, not a curated record. The transcript is spliced from 3 exons. Gene Ontology annotation, biological process: apoptotic process involved in development; phosphatidylserine exposure on apoptotic cell surface; engulfment of apoptotic cell. Gene Ontology annotation, cellular component: plasma membrane. NCBI's taxonomy places the organism in Eukaryota, Metazoa, Chordata, Lepidosauria, Squamata, Lacertidae.
AUGACUUAUCCUUUUUUAGCCUGGUGUGUGAUUUCCCCGAGGCCAGUUGCACAAGAACCAGCAAAACAACCACGUCUGUUCCAGACUAGACGGCGAGUGGGGCCCUGGAGAGAGAAGAAGGCCUGCCCUCUUACUGGGCGGGUGAUGGGCGUGCUCCGUCCCGCUUGCUAUGCCGCCUCUCCGCCCAAAGAGGCUCGGCUCGGCCCGGCCCAAGGAGGGCUUGGAAGGCGGUAGCAGGUGGAGGCAACAGCCCGCUCCGUCUGCAAAAGUUUCUGGUAGGCCUGGAGCGCGGGAAGAGACGAAAAGAGGAGGAGGAGGAGAAAGGCGGGCUGACGGUGCCAUGGCGAUCGGCCGGCGACCUACCCAGAGCGAAUCCCCUUCCGUCGUCGAGGAAGGAAGGAUCCUGCAUGAUCCAGGACUGCGGAGGAGGAGAACUGGGGAGCAUGUAGGGUCAGCUAGCCGCGGGGAAGCCGUCGGAGGAGGCGGAGCAAGCCGGACAUAGCGGCUCAGAGAGACGCCCUCGGAAGAGUCCAGGAAGGAAGGAUUGCUUGGAAGUUGUAGGGGAUUUUUUUAAAGGGGGGGUUAUUGUCCCUGGAAAGAUCCCUUUCCUGGACCCUAUACCUCCCCCAAAAGACGACUGGGAGGGAGACCACCCACGUGAAAGAAGGAGACAUUCGGGCAAGCCUUAGUUAAGUUGCUCUCACUUGAUUUUAGGAAAAUUUUUGAUGCAAUUGAGGUGGGGGACCUUUGUCCCUUUUCUAAGUGACUAGCAGCAGAGAGGUUGCAGACCGCCCCCUUCAGAGUUGACACUAGGGACCGCAGACCCACUUUGGACUUGUUGGCCCCCAAACCAUGGCAUGGUCUGGCUGUGGUCCCAGCUGCAACGCACCUUGGCCGCCUCGGUACCGUUAUUGGGACCUAGCCUUUGCCUUGAUGGGCACAGCUGCAUUUCUGGUGGACCUGGGCGCUGACGCAUGGGUGGCCGCCAGCUACUUGAAGGCCGGGGACUACCACUGGGGUGGGCUGGUGCUGGGGCUGUUGGCCUUGUCGUCGGUGGCAACGCAGUUCUUCAGCUGCGCCUGGUACUGGAGUGACCCCCCAGACUUGAUGGAAGCGCUGCCCACACGGCGGACCCUCCUUGUGUUACACAUCCUACAGCUGGGCUACCUGUACAGGUGUUUCUAUGUUCUGAAGGUGGGCUUCCGCGUGUGCCGGACGAAAGCAGACAAAGAUAUUGCUUAUGCUGUUUUCCUGUCCCAUGACAUCAGCUUCUUGCGCCUCUUUGAGACCUUCCUGGAAAGCACCCCUCAGCUUGUCCUGGGGCUCUACAUUAUCCUAUGCACGCAGAAAGCAGAGAUAUUUCAGGUGCUUGGGAUUUGCACCUCUUUCCUGUGUAUCGCCUGGGCCCUCUUGGACUAUCACCAAACCCUGCGCAGCUUCCUGCGGGAAAAGCACAAGCUGGGCCGCCGGUCCUCCACCAUCUACUUCCUGUGGAACUUCCUCUUGGUGUGCCCUCGCAUCCUGUGCCUGGCGCUCUUCGCGGUGGUCUUUCCGAGCUACGUUUCCCUCCAUUUCCUGGCAGUCUGGUCCGCCAUGUUUCUCUGGGUUACGUUGCAAGGUACAGACUUCAUGGAACACUCCGCCUUUGAGUGGCCUUAUCGGGCUGUGGUGGCCGUCAUUCUCUACUUCUGCUGGUUCAAUGUGGCCGAGGGGAAGACAUGCUACCGCUCUGCAAUCUACUACACGUUCCUCUUGGUUGACAGCACCAUCCUUGCCAUCUCAUGGCUCUGGAACACCGUUCCCUUGAACUACGACUCCCACCUUGCGGCGCAUGCGCUCUACGCAGCCCUGCCCUGCUACGUAGCCGGGAUCCUUUUGAGAAGCGUCUACUACAAAUGUUUGCACCCUACUUUGCAGGCUGCAAUCCCGGUCACUGGUGAUGAAAUGGACAAUGGAGAUCUAGCUGGCAAAGGCGUGCCAGCUUUUCGGCAGCUGGUUGUACGAGGACACGGUGACCAAGAGGCUAUACGAGGACAUAUCAACCGUCGGGCAUAUGGACUUGCUCAAAGCUUCUUUGCUGGUGCUACAGAGGUUGCACAGCGUCAAGGAAAUGGGACUCUUGGGGACAGCUGUUUGUGAGCCCAGCUAUAUGCUGCAUCCCAUGUGGCCAAGACUUUCUAGUAAUAAGGCGAGAGGAGUUCUGGGCUGUGUGUACCCAUAUUUUGGUCUGUACCUGUCGAGAUGAUCCCAGGCCUUUGAACAUUUUUUUUUUAAAUGUAAGAGUUUUUUCUAGCUUCGCAGGGACAUCAUACAGGGCAAGCGGGUUGGGGGGAGAUGGUCAAUCCCAUCACCAUCAUUUAUUUUUCCCAUGUGGUAUCCCUCUUACGCCUGGGGUAGACAAAACGUUGUGCUCCAGAUAUUAUUAAUUCCAGCAAACAUGGCCAACGGAAGGAGUGAUGGGAGUGGUAGCCAGCAACAUCUCAAGGGCACUACGUUGGCUAUCCCCGCUCUAAGGAAUUCAUGUCAUCACAUGCUGACCUUCACAGGAGUGUUGUUGGCCCCAUUGCAACUCGUGCAUCGUCUGGGGUGGGGGCACAGAUACAUGGUAAAGCUGCCUCCAGGAUCACCAGCAUGGGCUAAGCCUAGAAGAUGAAGUCAGGAACAUGGCUUCCAUGCUUCUUGGCCAGAGGCGGGUAACCUGUGGCCCACCAGAUGUUUCUGGAUUACAACUCUCAGCAUCCUUGGCCAUGCUGGCUGGGGCUGAUGGGAGUUGGAGUCCACCAGCGACACGGCUGCUACAGGUUAUCCAUCCUUGCAGAGGUUCAUUUCAGAUAGAGGUUAUGGUUGCUACAGCCCUUGGCGCACUCUUAGAAAAAGACCCCAUCCUGUUUCUUUUAUCUCCUGUGACAUCCCAUAUUGGCUUGGAAGAGUUGUAUGUGUGCAAGGCAUCCCUCAGCCUGCAUACCUGGUGCAUUCUUCAUUGUAGCAAUAAAGGAGAGGAAACUACAGGGGAAGACUGUGGCGCUGACCUCCUCUCUGUAGCCAAUAGGCUUUAUUUCGUCUCUUCGGGAGACAGCUCAAAUAAUAUUGUAAGCUUCAUUGCUUUAGCUGUCCCUUGAUUGAGCCAGGUGCUAUCUAUGCAAUAACAUCUUAGCCAUCCCUUGUUGGGAAACAGGAUCCUAGAACUUGAACCUUGUUAGGCUGUAGUUAAUUAGUUUCUAAUGUGCUUUUGGAGUCUUCCCUUCCUUCCCUUGGUGGUUCCUCUCUUGUGUUCUGACGUUCUUGUCCCAUUGAGUGACUUAAGCCCUUAGCUUCAAUGAAGCUUCUACUUGCUGCUGGCUUCAUGUAGCCAAAUGGCCCAUUCUCAAAGAGCCGGUUCCAUGAACAGCCCUACAAACUGAGUUUCUUGGCACACCAGUCCCAGGUUUUUCUUUAUAGGAGCCACAAAUAUGUGCCCUACAUUUCUAGGCGGAAUUCUUCUCCCUCCUCACUCACCUGAUGUAGUUGAAGAUAAAAUGCUUCGAGUGUUGUUACAGCAAUGUGUUUCAGAUAUUCAGAUUGUUGAGCCUGAUUAUUGUUAUUAUUUAAAAAAAACUGAUCUAGGGCUCAAGUGCAAGCAGAUUUUUAUUCAGCUGGCACCUUAAUUGUCUCCUGUAUUUUCCUUCUCAAGCGAAAAGCAGCUUUGGGAGGUUGCAGGUUUGAGUGGAGGGAUGUGGGGAGGGAUAGUGAAAAAGAGAGAAAGAGGCUGCUUAAUCCUUUCCUCCUCAGCCGUUUUUCUUCUCAAACGUUAUCCCAACCUGCUUUUUCACUCGUAGGGAAAAGGAUAUGGGUAUUGUGGCAUUGAACCUCCCUCUCACAUUCCUUCCCCUGACUCACAGCCUCCUGCAACUGUUUUUCAUUAAAAAUUGGAUGUGCCUUUCCUGCAUAA